AUGAAGUGUGGGUUAAACUCGACCAGUAUCCUUCCAUCCACAGAGUUGGAGAGUUGGCUGUUCCUGCAGCUACGAAUUUGUCACAGAAGUACAACCAUUUUGUUUGUCAAGGAUAUGAACCAGAGGGGUUAUGCAGUGUUUGGAUACCUGCUUGUGGUUCCAAUUGAUGAGAUCUCGCAGGCAUUCAAGCAAGGUGACGCAGAAAAGAAAGAAGAUGCAACUGUACAUAAAGAUUCAGAUUCAUCAGACUCUGAUUAA
Messenger RNA from Dovyalis caffra, 258 nucleotides. Lineage: Eukaryota; Viridiplantae; Streptophyta; Magnoliopsida; Malpighiales; Salicaceae. The record is from the annotation of a GenBank genome assembly.